AUGCAUGUGCGGAAAGUGUCGCCCCGGAUUAGGGACGACACUUUCCACUUUUAUUGUAUUUUUGGUUGAAAGAAAGACUGUUCUUGACAAAAAAUCAGUUUAGGCGGAUAAGUGUCAUCCCUGACUAGCAUGUGCGGACUGCGCAGAUUAAUCCGGGACGACACUUUACGCACUUGCAUUAAACCCCCUUUUCACGGAGCACGGACCAUAUAUUAUGAACAUGCGACUAAUGUACUGUGUAUAAACGCACUGAAACUAUUUUACGCUGCGUUGAUAACAGGAAUAAUUGAUUGCACAUUUGCAGCCUGUAAGAGUCAAAUCGUCGCAGUAUGGCUGGUCAGGAGAUAACGGAGUGAACAUCUGUAAAUUGCAUGAUAAACUAGUAUUUAUAAACUAUAUAAGGAUGAACCACACAUAGCAUUGUUCGUUUAUAUCCCGCAUUUGAUAAACUAACACAAGAUAUUCCGUUUGUUAUUAUUUUUAUUUUGACAUUGACGUGUUCGUGCCACAUAAACACGGAAUUAAUUUUAAAAAGAGUAGGCGCAUCUACUACACAGGACGCCAUAUUUAAAACGCUGUUGACAUCGGGAAAUAUUGAUAACAUAUCGGCAUGAAAUUCACUUUCGGCAAUCAACCAAAAUGGAUUCAAAGAUACAAGCUGAUUUGGAGGUCAUUGCCGCCGGCACAAGAGGAAUUUUGACCUCGCUGGAACAUAUCGAGGAAUAUGGAGGACACAUGUGCAGAAACCAUGAUGUGCUGUCCGAGAUCGAACAUGACCUGCAUGUUCUAAAUGAACGGGUAUCCGCGGCAGAGAAAUCAGUCAAAAGGCAACCAAGCAUGGCACAACUGAGACGAAGAUUCGACGAGAUACAAGAACAGAUGGAUGAAAUGCAAAGACGUCUCAGUCACAUUCAUGUUGGUGCCUCUGCAAAUAGCGCGCUAAUAGAAUCUAUAUACGUGCAAGCUUCACCUAGAAACGGUUCUGUCCCACAAUCAGUCGCACCCAAUCACGGACGUCUCCUACGAGGGUCGGCUAGUGUAGUACAGGCUAACGUUAAUGUCCACAGUCGCAGUCCUACCGAGAACAAUGCAACACAUUUUAACUCGCAGCCGACACAAGACAUUACAUCCGGCGAUGAGAUCAGUGAUGAAGCAUUAAAACAACAUACGCCCACAGAACAGGCUAUAGUGACUCAAGCAUGGAAUCAACCACCAAUAGGAGCACAGCAACAGACAUCCGAGCAAACAAUGGAUACACAGGCAUGGAUUGAAUUUGCUGACAGGGAGUCAGUCGAUGCGCGAUUACGCACACAGCCACUAAGGGGUUUUCACACCGUCUUAUUGCUGGAUAUAUCCGAAAGUAUGACAUCAGGAAAUUCAUGGGCACAAGCAAAAACAUUUGUCAGCGAAUUUAUGGCAGGUUUACAAGAGCACGACCCCCUAUAUCAACCAUCAGGUGUGAAUGAGCACGUAGCGAUUGCCACAUUUGGUCACAAAACACAACUGGAUGUGUUGAUGACGACUGACUUUAGUGCAGCUCGAGAUAAAAUAGACACCAUGACGCUGGGCGGUCCCAGUCCUCUAUAUGGAGGUCUGCUGGUUGCUCUUGCUGGUGUCAUAUCCGCACAAAAUAAAGCGCAACGUGUCAACGGUUACCUUAUGCACAAUAAAAUCAUCGUUAUAACAGAUGGUCGUCCGACUGAAACUGCGAAAAUAAAAGGACCUGACGUCGCGGACCAACAAUCACGCGACCAGACUACUGUGGACAUAUUAAGCGCGAUGAACAUUAUAGACACUAGACUUGUGUCUGUCCUGUAUGUCGGAGUUGGUCAUUACGACAAGGAGUUUUUGGAAAUUUUGGCCGCGGACUCGCCAUCCAGUACUGUUUUCACUUACAAGGACGGACGAAGGCUUUCACGGCGCAAUUACCUCUGUUUAAAAGUGUCGUUCGUAGAAUUGACAUUAGCUCGACUAAUCGGACACGGAAUGGGAGCUGAUACCACAAUAACAGCUGAAGAUCUUGACGAUUUGCGCGAUAUAGAAAGGACCUCCGCCAAUUAUCUCGCACGAAUUGAAAGGGGUGAAAGACAGAGUAGAGAAGAAAAAUACCACGAGAGCUCCAAUCCUCAGCUUCCGAUGAUUGGUACCCGUGUUGUUAGAGGGCUGGACUGGACCUAUGUGGACCAGGAUAAGAAUGGACCGGGAACUAUUGUUGGUCAUGCCGCCAAUGAUGCCGUGGUUUGGGUACACUGGGACGAAAGUAAUGAACUUUAUUGGUAUCCUUACGGGGACGCCGGUUUUGCUGUCCUCAUUUCUGACGAUGAAAGGAAGUUACGUCCAGGUGAAAUAGUAGCAGUUGGAUGCCGCGUAAAACCGAGUCCAUUUGCAAAAGUAGAAGGCGUGCAUGCUUGGAACACUGGGGUAGUUAUUCGACUAAAUCCUCCAAAGGCACACGUGCGAUGGAGCAACGGUAAAAGAGGCGACUAUACCUACGGCGUUGAUGACGAUGCUGAAAUAGAACUAAGCUCAGCGUCAAGCGAGAGUUGCGUCGGGGAAAGACCAAAUCUAAGAAAAGCAAAACGGACGAGGAAUAAAAACAAGCAGACAAAAAAUACCUGAUUGCUUUGGAGUUGUGUUUGCGAAACAUAUAAAACCUAGGCGUGAACAGAAUAUUUUCAUGUUCAUAUUUUUUUAAUGAGCCUGUAAGCGUUUCGAACAUGUAUUUGGACGUAAGGAAACGCCUGGCUUAAUAACUCACUUAGUGAACUAAUUUAUUAGUGAUUGUUCAUUAUUUAUUUAUUUUUGUACCUAUCUCUCGAGCUCGAAAUUAAUAGCACUAAGCAUUAUUACUAGUUUCUGUGAUACCUGUGCAUUACUAUUAUUAAACAUGUAGCGUAUUAUAUUUACUCAUUUUAUAUGUAUAUCGUUGUAAUUAUAAUACAUAAAUACUCAGUAUUUGAUUAUAAAAACAUUCACAUUUAAAUAAAACAAACAAUAUAAUUGUUUUAUAACGUAUAUUUUUAUUCUUGGGCAUAUAACCAUUAUGUACAAUCAUGUUUUAUAGGAUUGAAUCUGUAGAUCCUGUAGAUUGAAAUUAUAAUUUGUUACAGAGUGUAAGGGAGCAAGAAUUGCAGAGUGUUAACCAUCAAUGCACACGUUAAAAAAUGCUUUGAAAUUGUUUAGCGUAAAAAGUAAAUUUUUAAAUUUGACUAAGUUUGGCCAGUAAGAUCGAAUAUAAUAUUUUGUUCGUAGAUCUUUAUAGAUGGAGCAAGUAAGUAAGAAGUGAUAUUCCGAUUCAACAGUGUUUGCGUUACAAAGCUUACAUUUACGUUCAAUUCUGGGUAUGUUAUUAUAUCUACCAGUCUCUAUUUAUGAGCGCUAAGUCUAAAUCUGGAUAACUGUUGUUAAUUAUUUCUAUUAUUAAUGCAAUCUAAAAAAAAAUUUCAUAAACGAAUUCAGUCUUAAACAUUCUGUAGUGUUCUAAUUUCGGUUGGUUAUUAAUUGUAUUGUGCCAAUUUUGUAUAAAAACUGCUGUAUGUGAAUAGCUUUAAACCAAAAAUGAACAUUUGAAUUGUGUGUAUGUCUGAACGCUUAGCUUCGCCUGCUUAAUAAAUUGUGUUUGAGUUUUUGUUUAA
Messenger RNA from Dreissena polymorpha, 3635 nucleotides. RefSeq lists its product as uncharacterized. The coding region runs from base 640 to 2619 and encodes 659 amino acids. Gene Ontology annotation, molecular function: metal ion binding; ubiquitin-protein transferase activity. Lineage: Eukaryota; Metazoa; Mollusca; Bivalvia; Myida; Dreissenidae. The record is from RefSeq and is a predicted model, not a curated record. The transcript is spliced from 19 exons.